GCAAAAAGGAAGAAGUAAAACGCCGUUCGCAUAUGAAGCAAAAUUCGUCUGCAAAAACAACGUUGGUUUCGUAUUUGUUGAUUUCUCGAGGCUCUCGGGCUCUCCACGGGCCGGGAAAGAUGCUUCGUCAAGCGCUGCUAAGAAUUCAAGCACCAUCAGCAUCCGCAGUAUCAGUGAGGGGCAAAAGCUCAGCGGCUGGAAAGGGCCACUCAAUCAGCUGGUCCACAGGAGAAGUACAACACCCAGCUCCUCCAGACUGCCCUGUGGGAAACAAGGGAGAAUACCCGCAGCAGCUACCAGAUGGAAGUUUGCAGUAUUUCGGAUUCCAGUAUUACCCAAGGUAGGGUAAAAGUCACAGAGA
This is a messenger RNA of Penaeus vannamei (Pacific white shrimp), 361 nucleotides long. NCBI's taxonomy places the organism in Eukaryota, Metazoa, Arthropoda, Malacostraca, Decapoda, Penaeidae. The record is from RefSeq and is a predicted model, not a curated record.